UUUUUUUCCUCACGAGCUUGUCUAACUUGUCCAAACCUGUCUGAUUUAUGAAGAGCAACCUUUAAAAGGUGUUUGUCUAAAACUUAAAAAAAAAACUACCAACAUUAUUAAAGCAAGGUGUGGCUCCUUUACAACACAUUACCCUCUGGCUCUCUCAGCACUCGGUGAAACUCUUUCCUAACAUCCAUUGUCUCUCUUUCAGGCUUUCUCGCACACAAGUAGAAAGAUGAACACCAUCAAAAUGGAUCACUUGGAUCAUCUACCUGACGAGCAACUGGUUUGGUUUUUCCGCAGCAACAAGACACAGAUGUCUUGUUUGGAAGAACCACAAAUCCUCCUCAGCCAACUUCGGGACCAUUAUCUAGUACCUGAGGAUCUGUACAAGAAGGUAACAAAGGCAAAGACUAAAAAGACAAAGCAGAAGGUUAUGUAUGAGAUUUUGGACUGGGUUGAGAAUGAGCGGCGCCAGUGUAUGAAGCUGUUUUGGAGUUGUGUUUUUCAGGAUCACAUCCUACAGCACUAUCCUGUCUUUCACUUGUACCAAACAAGUCUUCUGAAUGGUUCCUUCAGGAAAAGUGUAAAGGACGGUGAAAGAGAAGGUAAGGAGCAAGCGCAAAAAGAGGGUGCAACAAAAAGAAAGAGAGGUGAUGAAGAGAUAAAGGAAGAGGAACCAGGCCCUUCAUCAGGAUCCAGGCAGAAGAAAGCAGCCAAGGAGCGCACGUUCUCAUCGCUGUUAAAGGGAGGACAGCUUCCUGUUACCUGCGGAGAAAAAACAGGCAUACUGUAUCCAGACAAGCUUGCCAAAGAGUCAGUAUCCAGUGGAGAUACAGAUGAAUCCGAUGAUGACCUUGAAGAAUAUUUAAUUGAAAAGGACCAAGAAGAAGAGGACCAAGAAGAAGAAGAAGAAGAAGAAGAAGAAGAAGACUGUGGGUCACACAGUAAGAGCAUCCGGACAGAGGAGCACUGGUUCACUCCUGAGGAGUUUGUAAAGCAGGAGUUUGUAAAGCAGGAGUUAACAGACGGACACUGGGAAAAAGAUCAACUGUGUCACGGAAAAACCCUCAACUACCUGGUUAAGGAGCAGGAUAAUGAUGACGUGUGCUACAUUUGUAACUCUGAGGGAAGACUGGUCUGCUGUGACGAGUGUCCACGAGCUUUUCACCAUCACUGCCACUUACCAGUUUUACAGGAAGACGCACUUGGGGGCAGUUGGAUAUGUACUUAUUGUGUGUUAAAGCAUAACAUGAAGUUGUGGAUUCACAUGAACAGGAAGGGAGCUUUGAGAUGUCCUGUUUCCUCAAACUUGAUGCGCUGCGAGUAUUUGCUGUUGUUUUUAUUUAAGGCAGAUACACAGCGUGUGUUAACUGAUGACCCAACCAAAAAGGUGGACAGAUACGCAAAGGUGAUCUCCAAGCCCAUGUGGCUAAACAAAGUGAAGACCAAACUGCAGAACAAGGAGUACAGAACAGUGGGACAGUUUGUGCGUGACAUCAGACUCAUCUUCAACAACUGCCAAACUUUUUACAGGGAUAAUAGGUCUGUCAGGAUGGGAGCCAAACUGAAAAAGCUGUUUGAGAAGGAGUUUAACAGGAUUUUUAAAAUCCUGUAGAAUUUCUUAUCUAAUCUUAUUGGAAGAUUUAUCAUCAAAAGCCAGAUUUUAAUAUUAAACAUUAUUGCACUGACAUCAUCUGAAUAUUUAAAUGAACUUGUUAUAAUCCAGGAGGCUAUAAUCCUCAGAUAUCGGUCUGGAAGUGAGACAAAAAUUACUGAAUUUAAAAUGAUUCAGUAUACAAGCUUGUAAUAAGGAGCUUUUGCAAAACUCGGUGGAUUCAUGUUUUUUCUAUUAUUUAUAUCGUAAUAUUGUUUACUUCUUACCCUUCUUUCUUUCUCAGUUUUUAUAUUUUAAUCCCUUUCAUUUAUGUAUUUAUUUUUUUGUCCUUUACAGUGUAAUGGUACAGUCUGUGAUCUAGCUGUUUCAGAUUGCACUUUGUCCUAACACUUUGUAUUGUAUAUAAACUUGAAACAACCUGAAAUCAACAUUGUUCAUUUUUCUUUGUCACCUUUCCUUGUUUUUUUUUUUUUUUUUGGUUCUUGGCCACAUCUAGCAUGAACUUAAAUAUUAAUUGAAAAUUAAACUGUAGUUCAGUAAAAUAAAUAAAAUAAAUAAAUAAAGGAGACCUUCCUCCAGACUGUUAUUGAGCGCUAACGCUAACCAGGUAUAAGGGAAGCUUGAGUUUAGUUUGCUUUCUUGAUUCUUUCCUGUGGGCUUCCACCAUUGACGGAAAUCCCGGCUGGUUCAGAUUCAGCGUGAAGCCCUUUAUAAAGCUACUGCAUGCAGUCACAUGUUAAAUGUUGGUGAAAUACGAUUUAACGCUCUAAAGGAACGUUAUCGGACAAGCCGUUACACGCUACUGAGUGCUGCUGAGAGCUGAACAUAUGAUGCAUCGUUUCAAAGAGAGAGCUCGACUGAGAUGAGAGUACUUCGGUCUCUGUGCCAGUUAUCGUCACUACCUAAGGAACCGGUGACCAUCUUUGGUUUGUUUUGGGUUUUUUUUUUGUCUUUUCUCAGUGAUGUAUUUUAAAACAUCGAAUCCACUGAAUAAAUAGAUGUGAAUUAUAACCUCACUGCUGCCUUUCACCUCUUUAAUCCUCGUAUUAAAGUCCCCAAAGUCACACAGGUGACACAGUCACACAGGUACUUUAAAUACUUAUUUACAAUAAGUAUUUAAAGUUUAAAAACCUCUCACACCGCAUUCACACCUACAGAAAGUUCUGUUUAUCUUGGCAGAUUUUCUGCAUUAGAGAAAAGUUUAAUGUUUUGAAAUAUUUACUGUGUACUAAAGUAGUAGUAUUGCUUACACAUACUAUUUAUUCAGGUUAUUUCAUUCAAUUCAGUACCUACUACAUUCGAUUCAGUACCUACCACAUUUGGUGUAGUACCUACCACGUUUAAAUCAUUAAUUACUGCAGUAAAUUAAAAUAAUAAAUCCUCAUAUAAGACAUUAUUUAGGAAAUUCUAACAUUCUGAAAUAAGUGGAGUUUCCUGAAAUGCUAAGUAGAGUUUUUCGUUUGUUUGUUUGUUUUGUUUUUUUUAAGCUAGUACUAACGUCUUGGCUAAUAGUAUGAUAUCAGUAGGUGUGUUCCAUUUUUUUCCCCUUACGAGCUUGUCUAAACCUGUCUGAUUUGAGAGGAACAACCUCUGAAAGGUGUUUGUCUGAGACCUUCAAAAGCUACCAACAUUAUUAACGCAAGGUGUGGCUCCUUUACAACACAUUACCCUCUGGCUCUCUCAGCACUCGGUGAAACUCUUUCCUAACAUCCAUUGUCUCUCUUUCAGGCUUUCUCGCACACAAGUAGAAAGAUGAACACCAUCAAAAUGGAUCACUUGGAUCAUCUACCUGACGAGCAACUGGUUUGGUUUUUCCGCAGCAACAAGACACAGAUGUCUUGUUUGGAAGAACCACAAAUCCUCCUCAGCCAACUUCGGGACCAUUAUCUAGUACCUGAGGAUCUGUACAAGAAGGUAACAAAGGCAAAGUCUAAGAGGACAAAACAGAAGGUUAUGUAUGAGAUUUUGGACUGGGUUGAGAAUGAGCGGCGCCAGUGUAUGAAGCUGUUUUGGAGUUGUGUUUUUCAGGAUCACAUCCUACAGCACUAUCCUGUCUUUCGCUUGUACCAAACAAGUCUUCUGAAUGAACGAAAGAAAACUGUGCAAAUGGUGGAUGGAACAAAGAGAAAGAAAUGUGCUAGUGAGACAGAGGAGAAUGAACCAGGUCCUUCUUCUGUAUUCAGCACCAACCAGGUGAAACCAGCCAAGAAGCCACGUACUGACAGUGUGACAAAGUCAGAGUGACAAAGAUACACACCAGGCAAAAUAAGCUUGGGUUUAAAGUUUACAUUCUAUUUACAUUGUAAUUUUAUCAUGUAUUUUAACUGAAAAGCAUAUAUUUCUAAGAUUUAGCCACUGGUUAAAAAAUUGGAAUGAACAUUAUUGAUACAUGAUACGCUAUGUUUCAGAUUUGAUCUGUGAUUUCUAAUAUUUGGUAUAUAAUUAUAUAUAUAAUUUUUAGUCAUGAGACAUUUUCAUUUCAGUGAAUCAUUCAUUAAUUUCAUCCAAAAAAAAACACUGUCAUUUUUUGCUAAACUAAAUACAUAUAUAUAUAUAUAUAUAUAUAUAUAUAUAUAUAUAUAUAUAUAUAUAUACAGUAUAUGUAUGGUUGUAUGUAAAAGCAGUUUAACAGAUACACCAGAUGUACAAAUAGGUGAUUAUAAAUUGGACAAAUGUUUUAAAAAAUGUUGUUGUCUUUUUUUAUUUUUAUUUUUGUAUUCUGUUGAAGAGCCCGCAGGGGAUCCAUCCCUCUAACUGUGGAGGUUUAGCUAAUCUUGUCACUAAACUGUAAAAAAUAAAAUAAAAUAAAAUUGUACUUUUAUAGACUUUUCCAGUAUUUUUUAAAUACACAAAAAUAUUAAUAAAAUUACAAAAAAAAAAAACCUGUGAUAUCUAAUUUGCAUGUCUAAUGUAAAAUAACACAAAGCAUGUAAAUGUGAAUCAUUAAUUCAUUUUUUUAAAAGAUAAAUUUUAUUUUCCACAUAAAAAGUUGUUAAAAUACAUUUGCAACUUGUUGGAAUUUGACAAAUAUUAUUAUUUUUAUUUAAUAGCUGAUGACUGUUAAAUUUUAGUUCAUUAAUUAAUUAAUUAAAAAAUUAGACACAGUUACGGAGAGUUAACAGUAAAAAGAUGUUUCUGUAAAUGUACAUAGAUUUGUUUGUUAAUAGACAGAGAUCUUGUGUAAUAGUAGAUUCUGUCAUAAAACGUUGAAUAAAUGUGUUUUUAUCAGUGUGUGUAUAAGCAGUGCUGAACUAUCAACAUACAGGUUUUUUAUAAAUUAAGGGGGAAAAACUGUAUAAAUAAUUAAAAAAUAAAAAUUUUCAACAGCAAUAACACACUCAUGAAAAAAAAAACCUUAGGAGACAAAAAAACCAAUGGAUAUUUUAGGGCACUUUAGUGACUCUAAACAUAUAACCUGCCAAUAUCUUUGAAUAAGUUGCUAAAAACUACACACAAUUUUAUGCUUUAUAAGCAAGAAUAUUGGAAGAGGUGCAAAUGUUUUUUAUUUUAAUCUGUAGGACAACAGAAUUAAAUAAAUGUCGAGACCCGGAAGUAGGCCUAAGAGUGUGUGCUAAGUGUUUAUUGUAAAGCUAAAUCUCAUCACUCUAUAACUUACAUCAUUUAACCACAUUGGAUUGGAGGUUAAAGAUUUUCUGUAGUUUUAAAUGAAUAAUAAUGACACUUUAUGCGUGAUUCAUUUCAUCUGUUUUCAGGUUAGGUCCCAAUUAUGUAUCUAUUUAAACCCUAUUGGAUGUUGUGAAGUUUGCAUUGUGUUCUCUUUAGUCUGUAAUGCUUUCUUUAUUGGUCUUUUAUUGUGUAGCUUUUGUACUACUGUUUGACCACAGCCUGUUUGUAUGAAUGAUUUUUGAAUAAACAUACAUUCAUCCA
Messenger RNA from Hemibagrus wyckioides, 5497 nucleotides. RefSeq names its product sp110 nuclear body protein-like. The coding region runs from base 227 to 1609 and encodes 460 amino acids. The transcript has 18 exons. The record is from RefSeq and is a predicted model, not a curated record. NCBI's taxonomy places the organism in Eukaryota, Metazoa, Chordata, Actinopteri, Siluriformes, Bagridae. Gene Ontology annotation, biological process: regulation of transcription by RNA polymerase II. Gene Ontology annotation, molecular function: DNA binding; protein binding; DNA-binding transcription factor activity, RNA polymerase II-specific. Gene Ontology annotation, cellular component: nucleus.